AUGGCCUCAGAGUGCCUUGAUGUGCCCAUAGUUUCGGAUACUGCUUCCAGCCGGGCAGAUACUUCUCCGCUCUGGGCCGGUGUCGGUCCCGAGGUGUGGGAUUUUGAUUAUGAUCAACCUUUUGGGUCAUCAUCACAACCCGGCUCCUCUGUUGAUUGUCCACCGAUGCCCGGUGACGAGUUCUUCAUAGAUUCUGAUCCUUCUGGUCCUACGUACAGCGAUUUGCUUGCAACCGAAGACCCAGUGUUGCAAAUUUCGAACUGGCUCAGUCAAGAAUACUCAAGUGAUGAUGAAUUUCGCACUCUGCAACAAUCCUUCCAAAAUGAGGAAAGUCCCACAGAUUUUCUUUCUCUUGCAAGAGACCAGCCCGCGAGUCUUCACGUAGCAAACAGGGAGGCAACGGCUACUCAACCGCAGAAACGAUUCUCCACCGCUUCGAUUCGGGUUCUCAACAGAUGGCUUUCGUCUCACAUCAACCGCCCUUAUCCUACUGUUGGAGAUGUCGAGAUUAUGCAAAAGCAAUCAGGUCUCAACAAGAAACAGAUCUUGACUUGGUUCGCUAAUGCCCGUAGGAGGAAGAAACUCUGGACAUCAGCCUCCCCGUCAAAUAUUCAAACACCUUCGGACACAGCACCCCGGGAGAUUUCGCAUGCUACUGGUAGACCACCAACGCCAAUCGUUCAGCACAUGGACCCUUUCGAACGGUGGAGAAACUCGCCUCCGGAGCAUGAACCUGCGAGUGUUCCUGCUAUCGCGCGCGCGCUGCUGGGGGCAUCGAAAGACUUUGAAGAAUCAAUAGACAGUACGCGAGAAGAUGGGCGACCACAUAGCAUCUCUUCCUCGAUCACCGGGGCGGAGACCUCUCACUCAAGUCAAAGCUCUCACGCCUCGGGAUACUCUCAUUCAUCGGGAGGCUCAGCCAGAUUAUCUGGAUUUACCAGAAAAAAGAAGCGGCGGGCGUUUGUCGCGAAGAAAAUCAACCCCCAAGAAGCAUUAGUGAAGGCUUGUCACCCAUACCAGUGUACCUUCUGCACAGAGACUUUCAAGACAAAACACACAUGGCAGAGGCAUGAGAAAUCACUGCACCUGUCUCUUGAGCAAUGGGAGUGUACUCCAAGCGGUUCACCCACUGUUCAUACCCAGUCGGGGCUGGUUUGUGUCUACUGUGGCCUUGCAGAUCCGCAGGAAGCCCACUUCCAUACACAUAAUCACCAUGCUUGUCAGGAACGACUGAAGGAGGAGAGAAUAUUCUCUCGGAAAGAUCACCUAGGACAACACCUUAGGCUUGUGCACAACUCUCAAUUCAUGAAGGGAUUGAUGGAAGAGUGGAAAUCAAUGUAUGAGCAAAUACGAUCCCGAUGUGGAUUUUGUGAUCUUGAGCUGGAAACUUGGACCGAACGAGCCAGCCAUCUGGCUGGGCAUUUCAAGGACGGGAGCACAAUGGCCGAUUGGAAGGGGGGUUGGGGCUUUGACGAAGCUACUCUCGAUAUGGUUGAAAACGGUAUACAGCCCUAUCUGAUCGAAUAUGAGCGCAACUCGCCAUUACCAUUUACGACACAACAAGGCACGCCACAUAGUCCAGGAAGCGCCUUCGAGCUCAUCGAGGUUGAACUAGAGUAUUUCUUCACAAACUAUACCGAGACCACCCAUUCUGAGCCCUCAGCAGGAAUAUUACAUUACGAAGCGUGUUGCAUUAUCUUCGGGGCCGAAAUUCUCAACCAGGAGUCUAAAUCACGUCCGCCUUCUUGGUUGCGUGAUUUAUUGAUAUCAUCGGAAGAAAUCACCAAGAAGGCGAAAAUGAGACCUAUGAAGAGCGCGGCCAGGUCUCGAAUCACACCAUUAAAAAUCCACGGCAAGAAUGAGAUCUUUGAAGACUGCAAACUAGAGACUUCUCUCCGUGAAUAUGUCAGAGAAUUGCAGGAAUUCGACGUGGAUCCUGACGACAGUGCCCUUCAGCGACAGGCUUGUAUUAUUAUCAAGGACAUGUCCGGUCCGUCGGAGGUUCUCAGCAAACUGUUGAUUAACCUACUUUACUGUUCAACACUCUGGCUGGCCCAAUUUCGUCUCCGCGCAGGCCUCGGCCCAACAACAUCAGUCCCCCUCCCACCAAUGUCUCUAGCUAUGCCUGCAGUUGAAGUAGAGCGGGGCCUCACAAACAAUGAUGGAAAUGUGUAUAGAGGCCUCUGGCGACGUCUUAGUCGGUUUGUCCUCAACUCUAUGUCUCCUUUUAACCCCAAUAGCCAUACACCAACAGAUGAAGAGCUCCAGUAUCAAGCGCGAUGGAUCAUAUAUGACAGGCAGGUCAUCGAUGACCCAUGGAAUCAAACUCCGGCUGAUAAUCCGGACUGGCUUCUCGAGUUCAAGAGAGAAACUGGACUUUGGGUUCAAGAAUGA
This is a messenger RNA of Clonostachys solani, 2394 nucleotides long. Lineage: Eukaryota; Fungi; Ascomycota; Sordariomycetes; Hypocreales; Bionectriaceae. The record is from the annotation of a GenBank genome assembly.